AUGCUCGCCCCAAUCCGCCUCUCCCUCGCUGCUCGUCGUGCCAUCCUCCCCAGCCCCCUUCGCCUUCCCCCCGCCCUCCACGUGCAGUCAUUCUCCUCCACCUCCUAUCUCUUCGCCCAGAAGGAAGACAACAAGAGCGACAAGCCUCAAGCUGCCCACUUUGCAAAAGACAAGCCCCGUCCAGUCUCCUCCGGCAAGGCAGUAUCAGAACAUGCCGUUGAAAAGGCCCCUCCAGGCCUGCCUGAAGAUACCGCAGCGCAAGGCGGCGGUCGCGGUCUAGGCCUCACCAUCGCCCAAUCUCUCCUCGAAUCCGGCGCCAACGUCGUCUGCCUCGACCUCCUCGCCACACCCUCCGAGCCCCAAUGGUCCCACGAGCUCCAGACCGCCUCAUCCUCCUCCCUUUCCCUCAAAUACAUCUCUCUCGACGUAACCGACCAAUCCUCUGUCACUCGAACUUUCCAGCAGAUCUUCGACGAAGCGCCUGCCGACGCGCCAGUGAGGGGUUUGUUCGUAGCAGCGGGCAUACAGCUCAUGCUCCCCGCUGUCGACUAUCCGGUGGAGAAGUUUAGGAAGGUGGUGGAUAUCAACCUUACCGGUUCUUUCCUCUGCGCCCAAGCUUUCGCCAGGGAGCGAUUCGCCCGUUUCCCUUCUGCCCCCUGGGAGGGAGGGGGAUCUAGCAUAGUCUUUACGGCGAGUAUGAGCGCCCACGUAGCCAACAAAGGGCUUGAUUGUGUGCCGUAUAACGCGAGUAAAGCGGCGGUGUUGCAGAUGGCGAAGAAUCUGGCGUACGAGUGGGGUCAGAAGGGGGUUCGAGUCAACACUUUAUCUCCCGGCUAUAUCAAGACUGCUCUCACCGCCGCACUCCUUGACGAGAAACCCGAAUUGAAUGAUACAUGGUUACAAGGAUCCCUCCUCGGUCGUCUCUCCACCCCCGACGAAUUCAGAGGUCCUGUGAUAUACCUCCUCUCCGACGCGAGCUCAUUCAUGACCGGCGCCGAUUUGUUGAUUGAUGGCGGACAUUGUGCCACAUAG
Cryptococcus wingfieldii CBS 7118 is the source of this 1032-nucleotide messenger RNA. Its product is annotated as short-chain dehydrogenase. Gene Ontology annotation, molecular function: oxidoreductase activity, acting on NAD(P)H, oxygen as acceptor. NCBI's taxonomy places the organism in Eukaryota, Fungi, Basidiomycota, Tremellomycetes, Tremellales, Cryptococcaceae. The transcript has 5 exons. Gene Ontology annotation, cellular component: intracellular anatomical structure. The record is from RefSeq and is a predicted model, not a curated record. Bases 1 to 1032 code for a protein of 343 amino acids.